Messenger RNA from Hordeum vulgare subsp. vulgare (domesticated barley), 1047 nucleotides. Its product is annotated as 3-hexulose-6-phosphate isomerase. NCBI's taxonomy places the organism in Eukaryota, Viridiplantae, Streptophyta, Magnoliopsida, Poales, Poaceae. The coding region runs from base 246 to 851 and encodes 201 amino acids. The transcript has a single exon. Gene Ontology annotation, molecular function: carbohydrate derivative binding; isomerase activity. The record is from RefSeq and is a predicted model, not a curated record. Gene Ontology annotation, biological process: carbohydrate derivative metabolic process.
UCUUAGUUGGUUGAAAAAUAUGACUGAAAGUGAAUUAGAUUUCAUCCGGAUGUAGAAUAGACAGUCUAGUGUUUGUCAAAUAGCAGGACUAAAUGGUAGUGCGGCAUAUACUUGAGGGACUAAAUGUGUAAUUUUCUCCCAAAAAGGCAGAAGCCACUAACCUAGCCCAGUUAUCCACUCCACUCCACUCCACGGGAGGUGAAGAUAAGAACAGGAUAAUGAACUUGUAGUCUUGUUCUUGUACGAUGAGCGGCGGCGACACCACCUCCUCGGCCUCGGCGGACGCCUCCGCCAUAUGCGCCCAGAUCGCCUCCGUCUUCUCCACGCCCUCCGCGCACCCCGCGGCGCGCACUGUGCUCGUCUCCGAGCUCGCCGCUGCGUCCUCCCGGAGAGGCCGCGUGUUUGUGCACGGCGUCGGGCGCGAGGGCCUCAUGAUGCGUGCCCUCUGCAUGCGCCUGGCGCACCUCGGCCUCCCGGCGCACUGCGUCGGCGACGUCACAGCGCCGCCCGCCUUAUCUGGGGACCUCCUCGUCGCCUCCGCCGGACCGGGCGCGUUCUCUACCGUCGACGCCAUCUGCGGCGUGGCGCGAGGCGCCGGUGCGCGCGUCGUGCUGCUCACCGCCAGGCCGGCGGGGGAUUUCCCCGGGCGCCAGGCCGACGUGGUGGCCCACCUACCAGCGCAGACCAUGGCUGAUGACGAGGAUGGCCCGGCGGCGCAGGCGAAGCUGCCGAUGGGGAGCCUGUACGAAGGGGCCAUGUUUGUGCUCUUCGAGAUGGUGGUGUUGGAACUCGCGGGUGUUUUGGGCCAAAGCCCGGCCCAGAUGAGGGCCCGACACACAAACUUGGAGUAGCCCGAUGUUUCAGCUUUUGUGGCAAAUGAUAUCGUUCUUGGCCGAAACCAUUAAUCCUAUUUUUUUAGGUUGCGACAUGUGUGACAUCUAUCGCAAUCUAAAUUUCUUUUUUAUAUCCAUCUUUGAAAUAUUUUAUUAGUGUGUUCAAAUCUUGAACUACUUUUAUAAUUGGAUUUCUCGUGUUGAGAUUUUUAAA